CAGGCGUAAUCGAACGGGACUGAACCUGCGCAGACUCAGAAAACGCAAGCGAACCUUAGGUCCCUGCAAUGGCGGGCACGGGGUUGGUGGCUGGCGAGGUUGUGGUGGAUGCGCUUCCGUAUUUUGAUCAAGGUUAUGAAGCCCCUGGCGUGCGAGAAGCGGCGGCAGCGUUGGUGGAGGAGGAAACUCGCAGAUACCGACCUACCAAGAAUUACCUGAGCUAUCUGACAGCCCCGGAUUAUUCUGCAUUUGAAACUGACAUAAUGAGAAAUGAAUUUGAAAGACUGGCUGCUCGUCAACCAAUUGAAUUGCUCAGUAUGAAACGAUAUGAACUUCCAGCCCCUUCCUCGGGUCAAAAAAAUGACAUUACUGCAUGGCAAGAAUGUGUAAACAAUUCUAUGGCCCAGUUAGAACAUCAGGCAGUUCGAAUUGAGAAUCUGGAACUAAUGUCCCAGCAUGGAUGUAAUGCCUGGAAAGUAUAUAAUGAAAAUCUAGUUCAUAUGAUUGAACAUGCGCAGAAAGAGCUUCAGAAGUUAAGGAAACAUAUUCAGGAUUUAAACUGGCAGCGAAAGAACAUGCAACUCACAGCUGGAUCUAAAUUAAGAGAAAUGGAGUCAAAUUGGGUGUCCCUGGUCAGUAAGAAUUAUGAGAUUGAACGGACUAUUGUGCAACUAGAAAAUGAAAUCUUUCAAAUUAAGCAGCAAAAUGGAGAGGCAAACAAAGAAAACAUCCGGCAAGAUUUCUGAAAAGACUAAUUUGGUGGGUAGAAAGGAAGAAAAAUUGGACUUUCACAGAAUAUCAGAAAUCUGAACUUUCUCUGAAAUAUGAAGAACAAUAGCUUCUCAUGGAAACCAUUGAUGGUUAAAUAUUCAGAAACCACAAAAUAUGUAGACUUUUGUAUUAACUAUUUGUAUAUCUUAAUGAAAUAAAGAUUUUCAACUUGGUAGUA
This is a messenger RNA of Sciurus carolinensis (gray squirrel), 949 nucleotides long. RefSeq names its product BCAS2 pre-mRNA processing factor (gene Bcas2). The record is from RefSeq and is a predicted model, not a curated record. The coding region runs from base 69 to 746 and encodes 225 amino acids. Gene Ontology annotation, biological process: mRNA processing. The transcript has 7 exons. Gene Ontology annotation, cellular component: precatalytic spliceosome; Prp19 complex; catalytic step 2 spliceosome. NCBI's taxonomy places the organism in Eukaryota, Metazoa, Chordata, Mammalia, Rodentia, Sciuridae.